This is a messenger RNA of Syngnathus acus (greater pipefish), 2186 nucleotides long. RefSeq names its product methyltransferase like 25 (gene mettl25). Lineage: Eukaryota; Metazoa; Chordata; Actinopteri; Syngnathiformes; Syngnathidae. The record is from RefSeq and is a predicted model, not a curated record. The transcript has 13 exons. The coding region runs from base 78 to 1748 and encodes 556 amino acids.
CUUAUGCCUGGAUCAUAUCGGAAGUAGAUGACUGACAUGAAUUGCUACUAUUCGCCUCAUUUUUCUCGUUUUUCACUAUGAUUCCCUUGUCCAUCAGCCUUGCAGAGUUGCGGCAACGCAUAGAUGAAGUCGUGCGUUUUCUCGAGGUUACUCUGAGCAUCGCAAACGCGCACACGGUGGAGUUUUACACGCACGACGUGUGGAGUCGUUUCGUGGCCGUGUCGCCUGAGGAAGUGCUGAAUGCACUUGGCAUAAAUGGCCAAAAGGGGGAGCCAGAGAUCCAAAACCAAAUUGGAUACAACGAGCAAUUGAAGACUUCAUUUGGGUUUUGCCAAGACACCAACAGGCUAGUUGACGCACAUAACAUGUUGCGUUCAGCCAAGGCCCACUCACUACCUGGCCUAGGGGUCUGCAUGAGCCGGGAUGAGCUUUUGGAGGCCCUCAGACAAAAGCCAACGGAGUUAGGCGCUGAGUCGGGUGUUGAAUUGGAGCCGGAUGAGUUCAUGAACACGAAAAAGUCACAUGAGGUGCAGUCCAUGGCGGAGGUAGUGGACUGUUUGGCCAAGCGCUGUGGAGUCAAACAGGUGAUAGACGUGGGCUCGGGGAAGGGCUACCUGAGCUCCUUCCUUUCCCUGCAGCACGGCCUUCGCGUCUUCGGCAUUGACUCAUCUAGCACCAACACCCACGGGGCCCAGGAGAGGAACCGCAAAUUGCAAAAGUUCUCCAAGGUGUACCAGAAACACAGGAAGGCUGCGAAAGGAGAACCAGAUCACCAGUUGGUCACAGAAAUCAAAGCUGCAGAAGAUAGAGAAGAGUCGCAGGAGGAUAAGAUGCAGUUGUCAGACCCGAACCCCACAGAGGAGCUGUUCUUAAGCGCCAUGACAUUGGAGGUGUUACAGACUGGCAGAACUUCUCCCAGCUCACUGACUGAUGAGGAGAGGCAGAGGAGGAAGAGGGAGAACCUUGAAAAGAAAGCCCAGAGUCGAACCGGCGCGACCGGUGCCGUCUUUUCGCCGCUCACCUCCUACGUUACCGCCGAAACGGAGCUGAGGGAGCUCAUCAGCGAGCUUGAGGAUGCAGUCCUGGUGGGCCUGCACACGUGCGGUGACCUGGCGCCCAGCAUGCUCCGAAUGUUUGUGGCUAAAGCAGAGCUGCUUGCGGUCUGCAGCGUGGGAUGUUGCUACAACAAGCUCUCGGAGGAGUUCGAGGCAGACACACAGGAGCGUUCAAGUGGAGCGUUCGGGUUCCCUCUGAGUCAGCACCUCCGCCGCCUCUCGUGGUUCUGCGGCAGAAACGCCAGGAUGUCAGCAUGCUUGGCGCUGGAAAGAGUUGCAGUGGGCCAUGGGAUUCAGAUGGAUUCGCUUUUCUACCGGGCGGUCCUGCAUGUUAUUCUUCGGGAUCACUACGGCGCCUAUAAAAGUGAAAAGCGAGUGGGAAACGUCUACGCCAAGGCGAAAUCCUUUGUAGAUUACGUUCGACGGGCUCUUCGCAAGCUGGACCUGGAUGAUUCAAAGCUUUCCGACGAAGACAUUCAGCAGUACCACGACGCGCACGCGCCGCGCUGGCCUGAGAUCCGCGCUUUUAAUCUGUUGAAGGUGACCCUGGCUCCUUGCAUUGAAGGUCUCAUUCUCCUGGACCGCCUCUGCUACCUGAAAGAACAGAACCAGGGAUCUUUCUCUGCGUUGGUGCAACUGUUCGACCCGCUUCUGUCGCCAAGAUGUUACGCCAUUGUGGCGCUGAAAGACUGAUGCUCUAUUUUUAUACAUCAGUCAUCGAUUGGACUAUUAGCCUCGCUCCACAAGUCAUGCAACACGUGCUGGAAAACAGCUGGAAAAAGCGCCAUGAAGUCCCGUUUGAUUGAGCUGUGUCAUUUUUUUUUCUUCAUCUUGAUGCUGGAGCGUGGCAGUCGCUGGGCCUAUUGGGGGUGUUUUAGGCCGAGACCUGGAUGGCCACGCAGGUCUGGAAAGACCAUCGUCAGACUCCCUAGUGUCGUAGGAAGAGGCCUUGACCUCUUUAAUCUGUACAGCUGUUUUGUUCGCUCCCUUAAUAAAUCUUAUAUGCUUGGAAAGGAAUAUUGUUGGGGUGCAGAUGCAUGAAUUAUGAACGCAAUCAGACGCCGUGUGGAGCUGCAGCGUUCGGGGUGAGCGCAAACGUCUUGCCGCUUUUGCACUAUUUUCACACUUUGU